ACGCAUGCGAACUGCCAUCGAAAUCGAGGUACACCGGGGCGUUUUGUCUGCUAUCAUCCCAAAUUUGUGCGGUUUUUCCCUGAAAAUACUUGGUGAAAAUGGAGAAGAAGAAGGAGCAGCUGUUGCUGAUUGAGCCCCAGAAUGAGUUAAAGUUUUAUGGACCGUUUAACACACACGUGACGUCGAGGAUGCGCCUAACAAAUCCGACGGAGAAAGUGAUUCUCUUCAAGAUAAAGACAACGGCUCCUAAGAAAUACUGUGUACGUCCCAAUUGUGGCACUCUGAAUGCGCGGGACUCCAUCGAGAUUAGCAUUGUGCUGCAGCCACUAAAUUAUGAUCCUUUUGAGAAGAAUCGCCAUAAAUUCAUGGUCCAGAGCGUUGUGGCGCCGCGUGGGGUUGAGGAGUUUGGGUCCAUUGAGCAGAUCUGGAAGGAGGUGAAUCCUCAGGAUCUGAUGGAUUCGAAGUUGAAGUGUGUGUUUGAGGCGGUGGCGGAUAAUCUGGCCGAGAGUGAUCUGGCGUCCUCCAAUGCCGUGACAUCGACAAGGCAAGAGACACAGACAUUCGCAGCAACGUCAGAAGGCGCAUCUCCGUUUAAGCAUGGCGCAAGUGGAGACGACAGCUCUACUAUUACGACAACUGACACGGCAAAGGCGGCCGCUGAGCUUCGACAACUGCGGGAAGACGAAAGUCAAUUACGCCAGGAGAAUCUAAUGCUGAAGGAACAAGUUCUCCGAUUAAAGUUGGCCCUAGAUGAGGUGGAUGACAACUCGGCGAAAGGUGGCUCUAAUGUGUGGAGUGGAGGAAAUGCGCCGUCUUAUCAGCCACAAAAUGCUUAUGCGCCACCAAACCUUCCUUUUCCCGCUUAUUUAAUCAUUUCUCUCCUCGUGGGCAUCUUAUGUAUUCUUUUCGGCAAGUUUGUGCUGUGAAGCAGCAAUGGACAGACGUCGAGACCAUAGAGGAACACAGAGAUAAAUCCGUAUAAAAAAAAAAGAAAUAUUGAUUAACGCGAAGAAAAGGUAAACAAAAAGAUAUGGUUUUGAUUAAAAAAAAAAAAAGAAAAAUUUCUGGUUGUAAUGAUUUAAUAGAAGGAGAAAGCCAUUUGUUUAUUUUGUCACUUUUUUUGAGGAAAAUGGGAGGAAAAGGAAGCAGUUUAAUUUGAAUUGAAAGUUGAAAAAAAAGAGAAAACCUUUAUGAAAACGAAAUAUUUGAACACUUUCUUUUUGAGCAUUACACGGUUUUUUUUGUGGGGGGAAAAACAUGUAUUUUUAUGGAUAAAUUCGGAUUGAAGAGGGGAGAUUAAACUCAUAUAGUUAUAUUUGUAGAGCAAAUAAUCUGUUAAAGAAAAAGAUAAACAAUGAAUGCACAUUAUUCCAGAAAGGGAUGAUUUUAACUGAUUUUUUUUUAAUAUAACCAUUAUUAAAUGUCUUUAAUUGUUUAUAAGGGUUUGUUCUGUAUACUUUCCUUUGAAAAUUUAUAUGCUUUGUAAGUCAUUUAACUCUAUAUAAUUUAUUAUGGGUAAAUGUACGUCCCAAAAGAAAAUCAGUUAAAAUUUGUCUGUUAAACACUUAUAAAGGAUGAAGAAGAAGAAACUUUUGUGUAAAUUGCUAAAAAGAGUUAAAAAAAAAACUAUUCCUUGUGUUUCAGUGUUAAUACAAUUUUUUCUUUCUUUCUUUCCAACAUUUUAUCAAUAAAUAAAAGAUAUUAGCAAAAAAAAAAACAUUGUAAAUGCGGUGGCGUUUAGAGGCCUAACAGAAGAUUGACAUUCAUUUCAUGUUGAUGGAAAAUAUCUUUAAUCUAAUUAUAUUAGAAUCUUCUUGUGUGACAAUGAAAAAAAUUCUACGCUCAAAAUAUCUUCUUUUCUGGUUCUUAUUUGCUUUUCAUUUUGUUCUUUGAGGUAAAUUGAAGAGGUGUAAGGAAAUAAUGUACAGAUUUUAAGUGAGAAAGACGUCGAGAGAGAGAGCAUUUAAAUUGAGUAAUAAUAUUGAAUUGAAGAGAGGGUGAAGAAAGAGAGAGAGAGAGUCUAAAAAAGCCUAUUUUUCGAAUUAUAGCUUACUUUAUUCCUUUUCCGGUGUCAUUAACAAAAUGCUUUUCACAAAUUCACAUCACACACUUUUUGUCUCCCAAUAGUUAAACAAUUCCAAUUCCCACAAAAAUACUCUGUCUCAUUGGUGUGUGCGUGAUUGAAAAAAAAACAGCAAAAAGAAAUACUAUUUGAGAGAUGUUUUAAGAAGUUAAAUCACUACUCAUUCCUUGCAAAAGAAAAAUAAUAUACUUUUUCAAUGUCCCAUUUCUGCCCAGAAUUGCCACCAAAUCACACACACACACUCAAAGGAAAACACAUAAAACACUAGUGAGGAAAAGUAUUUCAUGAAUUAUAGACGACACACAUUUUGAGAGCCACUGCAUGCAUUGUGAGUACUUUGAAAUCCUAAAAUCCGCGCAUGCAGAAACGCGCUGUAAAACUACUUGUAAUAGUUUCUAACAAUUUAAUGAGAUGAGAAGAGAGAUAAUGUAUACUUAUGUUGUAUAUGACAUUUACAGGCAGCGAUGGAUGAUGAUGAGAGGGUGCAAAAUAUUCACACACAUUUUACAUAAGUAAGUAGCGAUUAAACACUUGUGGAUGAACCAUACACAUUUUGUGGGGCUGAAGCACAAAGAGAGAGAGAGAGAGAGAGAGAGCAGAAAAGAAAGAAUUUGGGUAAAGAAUUAACAUCACAGAGAUAUUGUUAAAGACGACACAUUUUUGGGCACAUGAAAAAAAAACGUCACUUUGGUAUGAUUUUUCGAAUGAAUUUGUACUUUAUAACAAUGAUAAUCUGUAGAUUUAUGCUGUAAGAAAGAGCGACUUAAGUCGCGACGCGAGAUGCUUUGCUUCAACUCUUGCGAGUUGAAUUUUUAGCUACAUUUUCAAGUUUAUAACUGCGAAAUGACAGCGAAAAAACAUAACAAAUUGAUGUUUAAUGCUCAAAAGUGUGUGAAUCAAUCACAUUUCGUUUUAAACUAAUGAAAAGUCACGUAAAAUUGAUUGAGAAUUGUCCUCGAAACAGGGCUUAAGACACACACACAAGUGUUUAGUCGCUAUGAUGAAGAAGAUGAAGAGAACUAUAAUGAUGAACACAGCUUGUAAAAAAUACAAAAAAUGAUGCAUAUAACUAUAAGGUGAAAACAAACAUUGAUUAGUGACGAGAUGAAGGAGGAUUUAUUCAUUCUACCAAAACAACACUUAAAAAAAAAAAUAAAAUGAAGAGAAGAAAAAAAAA
Phlebotomus argentipes is the source of this 3260-nucleotide messenger RNA. Its product is annotated as vesicle-associated membrane protein-associated protein B/C-like. The record is from RefSeq and is a predicted model, not a curated record. Gene Ontology annotation, molecular function: FFAT motif binding. Gene Ontology annotation, cellular component: plasma membrane; endoplasmic reticulum membrane. The coding region runs from base 99 to 926 and encodes 275 amino acids. Gene Ontology annotation, biological process: endoplasmic reticulum membrane organization. Lineage: Eukaryota; Metazoa; Arthropoda; Insecta; Diptera; Psychodidae. The transcript is spliced from 5 exons.